Phragmites australis (common reed) is the source of this 1197-nucleotide messenger RNA. RefSeq names its product bisdemethoxycurcumin synthase-like. The record is from RefSeq and is a predicted model, not a curated record. Lineage: Eukaryota; Viridiplantae; Streptophyta; Magnoliopsida; Poales; Poaceae. The coding region runs from base 1 to 1197 and encodes 398 amino acids. Gene Ontology annotation, molecular function: acyltransferase activity, transferring groups other than amino-acyl groups. The transcript is spliced from 3 exons. Gene Ontology annotation, biological process: polyketide biosynthetic process.
AUGACAAGAGCUAAUAACGCCGCCAUGCGUGACAGCCGGAGCAUGCAGCACGCGGAAGGACCUGCGGCCGUGCUCGCCAUCGGCACGGCGAACCCGUCCGGCGCCGUCGUGCCACAGGACGAGUUCCCCGACCAGUUCUUCCGCGUAACCAACAGUGACCACCUUACUGACCUCAAGGAGAAGCUAAAGAGAAUAUGCCAUAAAACAGGCAUCGAGAAGCGGCACUUCCACAUGACCGAAGAAAUACUCCGUGCCCACCCGGAGUUCCUUGAUAGGGAACUGCCAUCCCUCGACGCUCGCAUCGACAUCGUUGCCACCGCAGUCCCGAAGCUCGCGGAGUCCGCCGCGGCGAAGGCGAUUGCCGAGUGGGGCCGUCCAGCCACCGACAUCACCCACCUCAUCUUCAGCACCUACUCCGGCUGCCGCGCCCCGAGCGCCGACCUCCAGUUGGCCUCGCUCCUCGGCCUCCGCCCCACGGUCUGCCGCACCAUACUCAGCCUCCACGGCUGCUACGGCGGAGGCAGGGCGCUUCACCUGGCCAAGGAGCUCGCCGAGAACAACCGCGGCGCGCGCGUCCUGGUGGCCUGCUCCGAGAUAACCCUCGUCUGCUUCUACGGCCCCGACGGGAGCAACCUCGUCGGCCACGCACUGUUCGGCGACGGCGCUGGUGCCGUCAUCGUCGGUGCCGGCCCCUUGACCGGCGUCGAACGCCCGCUGUUUGAGAUGGUCGGAGCCACGCAGACGACGAUACCAGGAACUGAGUACGCGCUUGGCAUGCAAGUCGCGGGAGGUGGCAUAGAUUUCCACCUCGCCAUCCAGGUGCCGAUGCUGCUAGGACAGAACGUCGAGCGGUGCUUGCUUGACGCGUUAAGGUCGGCGCUUGGAGACGACGUCGAUGUUGCAUGGAACGACCUCUUCUGGGCGGUUCACCCGGGUGGCCGUCCAAUCCUGGAUAACAUAGAGGCGGUGCUCAAGCUGGAGCCUGGGAAGCUGGCGGCGAGCCGACAUGUGCUGCGCGAGUACGGGAACAUGAGCGGCGCGACGAUCGUCUUUGUGCUUGAUGAGCUGCGCCGGCGUAGGGAUGACGAGGAAGGUGACCACUGGCCUGAGUGGGGGGUGAUGCUGGCCUUCGGACCGGGAAUCACGAUCGAGACGAUUGUGCUGCACUCCACCGGGUAUGUUCACAUUGAUCCAUAA